Molecule: messenger RNA, 576 nt
Organism: Rotaria sp. Silwood2
Lineage: Eukaryota; Metazoa; Rotifera; Eurotatoria; Philodinida; Philodinidae
Source: the annotation of a GenBank genome assembly
AUGUCUGCUUUAUCACGGCGUAAGAUACGUGUUGGUCUUGUUGGUUUCCGCAAUUCUGGUCGUGUAUUUCAUGCUCCAUUUUUACAUACAAUGUCCAAUAUGUAUGAACUUCGUAGUGUAGUCGAACGUCAUUCGAAUGAAGCUGUUAAAAUUUAUCCACAUAUAAAAACUGUUCGCUCUACAACAGAAUUGUUCGAUGAUCCUGAUAUUGAUCUUGUUAUAAUAGCAACAUCGAAUAAUUUGCAUUAUUCAUUAAAAAAACUCAUACUUUGUCCAUAUCAAAUACUUUGUCCAUAUCAAAAUCGUCGAUAUGAUUCUGGUUAUCGUACAAUAAAAGAAAUAAUUAAUAGAAAAUUAUUAGGUGAUGAAAUACAUGAGUGUGUAAUACACUUUGAUCGUUACCGACCGGAAUUAAACAGUGGUAAUGCAUGGCGCGAACGAAAUGAACCAGGUGCUGGUGCUUUUUAUGAUUUAGGUUCACAUCUAAUUGAUCAAGCAUUAAGUUUAUUUGGACAUCCACAAACAAUUACAGCUGACAUUCGAAUACAACGAUCCGUCGCUCAUGUCGAUGAUUAG